Bombus terrestris (buff-tailed bumblebee) is the source of this 4856-nucleotide messenger RNA. RefSeq names its product large proline-rich protein BAG6. Gene Ontology annotation, cellular component: BAT3 complex. The transcript is spliced from 22 exons. NCBI's taxonomy places the organism in Eukaryota, Metazoa, Arthropoda, Insecta, Hymenoptera, Apidae. Gene Ontology annotation, molecular function: misfolded protein binding; polyubiquitin modification-dependent protein binding. The coding region runs from base 176 to 3727 and encodes 1183 amino acids. The record is from RefSeq and is a predicted model, not a curated record.
ACGCUUGUGGGGUCGCUAUUACAGCGAAUUCUGGGUAAAAUAACGUGUAUCGUGUCGUAUCGUUACAGUAAAAUUUCAUCGAUAUCGAAUAUUUCUCUUCGGUACUAAUCAAGUGUCGUUUACAGUCUUGUAUCUACGUGCCUGCUUCUACUGUAGCUGUUAAAGCAGUCUAACAAUGAUUGACCUUACGGUAAAGACUUUGGAUUCACAAAAUCAUACUUUCUCCUUGGAAGACGAUCAAAUUACAGUUCGAGGUUUCAAAGAAUAUAUAGCAGAAACAGUGGCAGUACCAGCAGAUUCACAAAGACUUAUUUAUUGCGGUAGAGUUCUUCAAGAUGAGAAAAAAUUAAAUGAUUAUGAUGUUAAUGGAAAAGUUAUACAUUUGGUACAACGUGCACCGCCUCAACCUGGUCAACGUGGAAAUGACGGAGGCCAAAGUCAAAGUCAGACUCAUGGAUCACAAUUGUGGCAAAAUCCACAAAGAACACAUUACCGACUCACUCGUGCUCAAAUGCAUGGUAAUGCUAUGUAUUUGGGUGCAAUGUCAGUACCAGCUGAAAUUGUGGAAGGACAUGGGUUGCCAGUACCUCAAUUCAGCAACAGCUUAUCUAAUGGUCGAUUAAUUGCUGCAAGACACAUGCUUGAACGCGCAAAUCGUCUUAUGGAUCGACUCGAGAGCCCCUCUAAUUCCGCAAAUCUUUCUGCAUCUGAUAAUAAUCGACCACCAUUGAGUCAACUCAUGCAGGAGUCAGAGUUGGAUACAGAACAAUAUGUUUUCAGUAAUAAUGAAAAUGCAACAAAUGGUGGCGCCCGGUUGGCAGAGGCUACUGCAGCUGCAAUAGCAGCUGCCUUAUCUGCAGUUGGUGCAAACGAUGUUACAGUACUUAGAGGAAACAAUGAUGAAAAUGCUGAAUCAAGACCACUAAAUGAAACUAAUGAAGAGAAUCAAACAGAUACACAACAGCCACAACAACCACAAUCUGAACAACAAGGUUCUACAUCAAAUAAUGACGAACAAUCUAAUCGACGACCAUCAUCACAACUUCCACGACCUCCACAAUUGGCAGAAUUAUUGGACCUAUUAAUCGAUACACAAUCUCGUUUACGACCUCAUACAGAGCGUUAUUGUAAACUUAUGCGUGAUGAUCCUUCAUUACAUCCAGGUGAAAGACGCAUUGAAGAAACUCAAACAUUUGUGAAUGGUGUAAGUGAAUGCUUGCAUUAUAUGUCGCAUGCCUGUCAUGCUUUAAGCGACAUAAUUGUUGAUAUGAGUCAACAACCACCCAGGAACUUGCGAUGUAGACCAAUUAUUAUUCAACAUUCAGCUAUUUUGCAGCCCGGUAUACCAAUCCAGGUAGAGGCACACAUUAGUUUACACGGUCGUAAUGCAAUUAAUAAUGGUAAUGAAGAAAAUGGAGAAUCUGCAAGUACACUUGCGCAAUCAGAAACAAAUGAAGCUAAUACUGAUGAUGCCAAUCAACAACAAGAAUCGGAAUCUAGUACUCAACAGCAAGCUGAACAACAACAACCACAAUUAGAUUCAACACAAUCUCCGUUUGGAACAGUGUUUAACUUACCAAACAAUGUUGAAGUAUUAAUGGAAGUUAGCCCUGAAGGUAACAUAGAUGUUCCACCUGGAAGUGAACAGCCUCAAACUGGUGAAAAUAAUAAUAAUAGCAACAACAACAAUAAUAAUGGCAGGAGAAUGGAUGGUAGCACUAAUGCAUAUUGGAGCACAGCUCCUCCACCUGAUUUCUUACGAAAUUUGAUGCAGGCUGUUGCUGGUCAUAUGGUACAAAGUGGUCCAGCUACCACAAGAAUUAUAACCCGAAAUCCUCUAACAGUAAGCCAAAUAACUGCUGCAUCACUUGAUAGCGGAAACACAAAUGCUGGGCAAAGUACGCAGGCACGAAGCAAUGUUGGUACUCAUCCUACUACAGCAACACAAACUAGAAGUACAUCGCGUCCACAUGUAUUCCAUCAACAGCCUCAUCCUUUAGGUGUUGGAAUGAGUAUAGGGCAAGCAUUUGAUUUUGAUCCAUUCCUUUCUUGUAAUUCGCAUCAUAUUCGUCGCACCUCGACUACAAUUCCUAGUAUUGUUACAUCUACGUCGCAGGGAACACGAACCACUCAAACUACGCCUGAAACACCAUCCCAGGCACAAACAGCGACAACUUCAAGCGCUACUAGCAAUACCAGCUCUACAAAUACUACAGCAUCAACGACGUCACAAACAAAUGCGAUCUACGAUCCGUUAAUGUACUUACAACAACAAAUUUUAGGAGGUAGGGUUGGUCAACCACAGGCCAAUAUCAGUGUCAAUAUUAACAAUUCCAACUCAUCCGAAGGUCUUGGAAAUAUGGUGCAGAUACGUACUGGUGGAAAUAUUCGCAUAGGAAUUAUUGGAAAUAGUACUGGUAAUGCUACUGGGGGUGAUCUAACUCUUGCGGACUUGUUAGAACGUAGAGGUAUCCAAAUGAGUCUUUUCACGUCUCAAGACUCAGAAACUGCAGAAAAUUUCCUCGUGAAUUUAUCUGUCCUAGUGGUACAGAAUAUGACAUUAGAAGGUUUAAUAAGAUUACGAAUUGGUCAGUCAGAACCAAUUUCUCAUCUUAGAAGACCAUUACAAGAAUUCUUCCAGUACUCUUUCCCAAACGUUGCACCGGAAACACUUCAGGAGCAAGCUACUGAUCGAUUGUUAUCACAGUUAAGACCACAUUUCCAAUCUUUAUUAAACGCAGAAGAAGAAACUAAUACUAGAAACGGUCAACAAGUAGACAUUUGUGCUACUGUUGAAGCACUACUUCGCCGUCAUAUUAAAGAUAUAUUACAACAUCUAUUUAAUAAUGAUAUUGAUGAUACUAGAUUCGGGCAAGAAAUUUUCAAUAUUGUAAAUAAUAUGGGUAAGCAAUUAUGUGCUGUACUUCGAUACUCUAUUCGUGGCGGACAGGGAGGAUUAGAAGUAAUUGCAUCACGUUUUGUGACCGAAAUGUUAGGGAGUAUUCAUCCUACAGUACGUCGGUGGGUGCUGAAUGCAUUUAUUGCUCAGUUCCGUACUUAUUCUUUACGAGUUACACAACCUCCAGAUUCAGAAAUUGUCCCGCUUUUAAUAUACAAAAAUGCACCUUCCGAAGCAACAUCGGUUCCUUCAGCCCCAGCGCAUCAACCUUCGCAAACACAAUCGGAAACAGAGCCCAUGGAGACAGAAACUGCACAAGAAAGAACAACAUUUGAAGCAUCUUCUCUACCAGAAGAUAGAGAAGAAAUUCCAGAAACGUUCCCAGGUCAUGAAGCAUUACCUUCAGAUUGGGUACCAAUAAUUGCUCGAGAUGGUCUACGACAACGACGUCAACUACAAAUGCAAGGAAUAACAAACAGCGGUGUAGCAACACUUAGUGAUGCUUAUUUAGGUACACUACCUACUAAACGGCGUAAGCUUAUUGAACAGCAAAAGCCACGAUUAUUAGUUAGUCCUACUCCCAAUCAUUCAGCGAUAGCGGCGUCUAUGGAACGUUUAGUGAGAGAAGGUGUAACUCGAGCAGGCGUUGAAGAAGUUGAAGGUGCUGCAAUUGCUGUAGCUGUAGAUCCUGGAGUUAGACGUGCGUUCGGUCAAGCAAUUAGAGACUGCUUGAAUCCGCAUAGAUUGGGAACACCAGAUUUUCCGGAUCCUUUGCGUUUUCCUAACGCGACAAAAUAUUUUGCUGAUCAAGAUAGACCGCCAAAAUAAUGAUUACAAGGAGAAAGCAGUUCGUAAUGGCUUAGAGUAUUUAUAAAGGAGAACCCAGGUAGUGUCUAAAAAAAAUUGAGAAAUCGCAAUGACCAAGGAAUACAAAGAUAUAUUCUUAACAUGUAAUCACAAAUAUUAUUAACUCUUAUGAUUGUAUGUGUCAGUUUAACGCAGUGCGAUGAUUUUUAUAAAUACCAAAUGUUUUCAAAUAUCAUACUGUACACAAUUUGUUUAACCGAUAUAGCUAGUAAUUUUACAAAAAGUACCAUUGAUUUUUCGAUACAUAAAUAUGUUAAACAAUUAACACUAUACGUUUAUUAUUAACGCUAUAUUAUUAAAAAUUACAGAAAUCUGGCUACACUUGCUCUCUCAUUGUACUCUAAGCAUCGAGUGACCCCAAUCUGAUACUAUAAUUAAAAUACUUCUUUCAUAUUAAACUGCGUUUUCUGUAGAAUUAUUGUUAUGCAAAUGAAAUGUAUUAUUCUUAAUCGAACGACACCUGUGUAGGUAUUAUACAGAUGGUAAUAUGUAUUAUCUUGCGACCUAUGCAUAUUGUGCGCUAUUUAAGUGUUGUCGAUAUUAAAAUAUCCUUUUAAUAACGAUGAUACUACCGAUCAAUAUUAAUUGUAAUAUCCUGUAGUUCCAUAUUUGAUUUGUGAAGAAAAGGAAUAACUACGGAGUUACUCGUAGUAGUGGCUGAGGAAAAAAGAAAGUUGAUUAGACACAAUUUAGUACGUUUCAUUGUAAUCAGAAUUAUCUAAGGCUAUAGUUUGUACCACAUAAGCUUUGUUGAAUAAUACGUUGUAAACAACUAAGUAACAUGUCUCUUUGUAAUUUAUGUAGAUAAUUAAUUUUGGUUGUGAAGCGUCACACUGAAUGAUUCAGAAGCAGAAUUUUUAUACAAAUGAAGGUAUCAUAUUUUAUGUACAAUUUUGGCAGCCUGUACAAGGAAUGAUUUUAAUCAUAUUUAACUUGCAACCAAAUUUCAUCAGUUUUAAUCAUGAAAAAGAAUCUAGUAGCCUAAUGAAGAAAAAGGAUAAUUCCAAAUUAUACGUUCGUAUUAAUAUUAAGGGAUAUCGUAUGAAUAUUUGAUAGAUCGUAUAUAAUGUUAAUAAAGUAAUUGAAGUAA